Messenger RNA from Culex quinquefasciatus (southern house mosquito), 1353 nucleotides. Its product is annotated as flavin-containing monooxygenase FMO GS-OX-like 2. The record is from RefSeq and is a predicted model, not a curated record. NCBI's taxonomy places the organism in Eukaryota, Metazoa, Arthropoda, Insecta, Diptera, Culicidae. Bases 55 to 1338 code for a protein of 427 amino acids. Gene Ontology annotation, molecular function: N,N-dimethylaniline monooxygenase activity; NADP binding; flavin adenine dinucleotide binding. The transcript is spliced from 3 exons.
AGUUCAGUUUGAGCGGUUGACCUAGGCGGACGCGAACCCAGCUCGAAGCAAACCAUGCCCAACCCUUCGUACUGCAUCAUCGGGGCCGGACUUGUCGGGCUGAACGCGGCCCGGUACGCCCAGGAAUCCGGCGGCCACGUAACGGUGUUCGAGCAAACCGACAAGGUCGGCGGUACCUGGGUGUACACCGAUGAGGUGGGCAAGGAUAAGUAUGGUUUGGACAUUCACACUAGCAUGUACCAGGGUUUGAAAACGAAUCUUCCCAAGGAGUUGAUGGGUUUUCCGGAUUUUCCCAUCGGCGAGCAGGAGGAAUCGUUCGUGACGGCGGCCGAAGUGCUGCAGUUUAUCGUGAACUUCACGGAUAAGUUCGAGCUGUGGGGCUGCAUCAAGUUUGAGCAUCACGUGGUGCGGGUUACGCGACUCAUGGACAGUGACAAGUGGGAGGUUAUCGUGAAGAAUCUACCCAGCAAUACCUAUGAAACAUACCAAUUCGACUUCGUCCUAAUCUGUAACGGACACUUCUUCAAGCCGUUCAUACCGGAAAUCGCUGGGGCGGACCUGUUCAAGGGUCGUCAAAUGCACAGCCACGACUACCGGUGUCCGGAACCGUUUCGAGGCAAAAACGUGGUCGUCAUCGGAGGAAGUCACAGCGGAGUGGACGUCGCAAUAGCUUCGGCACCGGUUGCCAACGGGACGGUACUAAGCCAUCGUCAAACCAGCCAGCUGAACAUCUUCAACGACAAAGUGAUUCAAGUGUCCGAGAUCGCCCGAAUCCGUGAGAAUGAUAUCGACUUUGUAGAUGGCUCGAAGCAUCCGUGCGAUGUCCUGGUCUUCUGUACUGGUUACCAGACGUGCUUCCCGUUCCUCAGCGUAGACUCGGGGAUUCAAGUGGAGGAGAAUCAUGUCAAGCCGCUGUACAAGCACUGCAUCAACAUUCGCUACCCUUCGAUGGCCUUCCUGGGGCUUCCGUUUCAUUCGUGUUUUACGCUGAUGGUUGAUUUGCAGAGUCGCUUCUGCAUCAAGUUCUUCAGCGGAGCCAAGGAACUUCCCUCGCAGGAGGAGAUGUGGGCGGACAAUAGGAGGGAUGAGGAGGAACGAGCUGCUCGGGGACUGCUUGGGAAGGCGGCUCACAUGCUGGACGGUGAUCUUCAGCAGCGGUACUAUGACGAGUUGGCACGGGUUGCGGAUAUCGAACCGUUGAAGCCAGUCCUAACCAAGCUGUACGAUGCGUGCAUCACGGAGAAGCGGAACAACAUGCUGACCUAUCGAAACAACGUGUACCGCAUCAUUGACGACGAAAAUUUUGUCAAGAUUCGUGGAAGUGGAGUCAGUAAUUGAACGAAAACAGUAGAA